Molecule: messenger RNA, 2307 nt
Organism: Cryptomeria japonica (Japanese cedar)
Lineage: Eukaryota; Viridiplantae; Streptophyta; Pinopsida; Cupressales; Cupressaceae
Product: G-type lectin S-receptor-like serine/threonine-protein kinase At2g19130
Exons: 3
Coding region: 1-2307 (768 amino acids)
Biological process (GO): recognition of pollen; protein phosphorylation
Molecular function (GO): ATP binding; protein serine/threonine kinase activity
Source: RefSeq, a predicted model, not a curated record
AUGUCGCCAUCGUUAUUGAAAUGGCGAAGAAGUAUUAGGCAGCCUGAUUAUUUUAUAUAUAAAUCGGAAAAUAUAAUUGAUAAGAAAUAUAGAAACGCCAUCGUUAUUGAAAUGGCGAGGAAGUAUUUGUUUCUAGCAAUUAGUCUGAUUAUUACAGCCAAUUAUUGCAGUGCAGUAGCAAUGAAUGGCGGAGCCACGCUUUUAAUGGGUUCUUCCCUCUCAGGAAGUCAGACCAUAAUUUCAAAAAAUGGCACGUUUGCAUUGGGAUUUUUCAAUCCAAGGGGAACGAAUAAUUGGUAUAUUGGCAUCUGGUAUGCCCCAAUCCCUCAGAAGGCCAUUGUAUGGGUGGCUAACAGAGACAAUCCUGUCAGAAAUAUGCCCGGCGUUCUCAAAUUUUCGAGAGGCGGUCAGCUCACAUUGUUUGAUAGAAAUGGCCGUUCCGUUUGGUCGACUGAUAAUGGCCCGAAAGGAUCAGGGGCUGUGAUAACGGACUCUGGUAAUUUCAUUGUGCUGGACGCCCACAACGAGUCUGCGAUUGUUUGGGAGAGUUUCGCGCAUCCGACAGAUACAUUGUUGCCUGACGCGAAGCUGUGGAAAGGAAUGACACUAACUUCCUGGAAGAGUUCUUCAGAUCCUGAAAGUGGGCUCUACUCUUUCCGAAUGAACACAUCUCCAGGAAAGACGGAGUUGAUGAUGUUGUUUAACAAUACCGUUCCAUAUUGGUCCAGUGGAGAAUGUAUUGGACACAAUUAUUUUACUAAGGUUCCAGAAUUGGAAGGUCAGAAGAAAGUUCAAACGUCGUGUGUGAGGCUUUCUCCUUCAAGAAUAUACAUUUAUUUUAGCAUAAACCCGAUAGAUCGUAUGAUCAAGGGGCGAUUCGUAUUAAAUGAGAACGGCGAUUUUGAACUUUUCUUCUGGAUGGAUGAUGGUAGAUGGAGUCUGAGGUGGUCGACAUACCAAUGUCAAUGCAGUAACUAUAAAAUCUGCGGGUCCUAUGGACUGUGCAAUACGAAUGAUGUGUGUAGUUGUGUCCAGGGCUUCACACCCAAGCACGACUCUCAAGGUUGGUGGUCAACUGGGUGUGCUCGGGGAAAACCCCUUGAAUGCUCUGUCACGGAGGGCACAACCGACGGCCUCUUGGAAGCCACGAACCAAUACUUGCCUGAAAAAGAAGCUGUCUUAAUCAACAAUGAGCCAACACAGCAAGGCUGCCGGACAGCUUGUCUCCACAAUUGCUCCUGCACAGCCUUUGCUUUCGCUGAUUCUGAUCCACCCGUCUGCAAAUUAGCAAAGCAACAAACCCCUGCACUUACAAUUUUACUUUCUGCCGGCGCAUCAAUUUUGGUUUUUUCGGCUCUCCUGUCGACCGCAUAUAUUCUCUGGAAACGUCGAGGUUUGUCGAAGAAAAACGUUGAAGAGGAGGUGCCUUUGUCGCUCAGAAUGUUCAGUUACAAAGAGCUGCGAAUUGCAACGGAGAAUUUCAAGCAUAAGCUGGGUAGUGGAGCAUUAGGCUCUGUUUUCAAAGGAACUCUGCCAGACAACAGGCCUGUUGCGGUUAAGAGAUUAGAGGGUUCCACGCAAGUAGAAAAACAAUUCCGUGCUGAAAUAAUCACCACCGGUAGAAUACAGCAUGUGAAUUUGGUUAGGCUCUGGGGAUUCUGCGUAGAAGGCUCUCGAAGGCUACUGGUGUAUGCCUACAUGCCCAAUGGUUCUCUAAACUCCUUCCUCUUCUCUCAGUCGGAAGACGUAGAGAAGGUGUUGGAUUGGAAGACCAGGUUUGAGAUCGCACUGGGUACUGCACGAGGAUUAGUUUAUCUGCAUGAGGAAUGCAGGGAUCGUAUCAUUCAUUGCGAUAUCAAGCCUGAAAACAUUCUCCUCGACAGCGACUUGAGCCCAAAGGUAGCAGAUUUUGGGCUAGCGAAGUUGGUAGGUAGAGAUUUCAGCCGCGUACUGACGACCACAAAAGGAACUCGUGGAUACUUGGCUCCCGAGUGGAUCUCCGGCCUUCCUAUCACUCCCAAGGUGGACAGGGGAAACAUAAAAGACAUUGUGGAUGCAAGGAUAGCAGGCGAGGCAAAUAUCGAAGAAGUUAAAAGAGCCGCUAUGGUGGCUAGGCUGUGCAUUCAAGAUGAUGAGAAUCAGAGGCCGAGCAUGGGUGAAGUGGUGAAGAUAUUAGAAGGCACGAUUGAGGUUCCUCUGCCACAAAUUCCGACGUCUCUAGAAGUCCUGGUUUGUGAGGUAGACUACGAGAACACAGAUAGCUACGGUGAACAUUCCAUGUCAGGUGGUUCCGUAACAGAAAAAUAG